Molecule: messenger RNA, 1696 nt
Organism: Tigriopus californicus
Lineage: Eukaryota; Metazoa; Arthropoda; Copepoda; Harpacticoida; Harpacticidae
Gene: mRpL51
Product: large ribosomal subunit protein mL51-like
Exons: 2
Coding region: 1023-1589 (188 amino acids)
Biological process (GO): interstrand cross-link repair; translation
Cellular component (GO): mitochondrial large ribosomal subunit; Fanconi anaemia nuclear complex
Molecular function (GO): chromatin binding; structural constituent of ribosome
Source: RefSeq, a predicted model, not a curated record
CGGUCCAUUCACAAUGAAUCUAUCUCGCUCGCCCAUGAAAUAAAAGCAAAAGAACUCUCAGAGGCUCAGACCAUUUCAUUGUCGAUCGGUCCCGCUCGUGGGUUUGGGUUUACCACGCCCUUGAAGUAGCCGGACACAGAGAUCCAACCAUAUCUAGUCCCUGGAUGUCAGCUUGGAGGUCAGCUCGUCCCAUCCGAGCCCAUAAGGAGUCACAGGAUUUUGUGGCCACGCCACCCGCUCGACCCGCUCGACCCGCUCGACUGACCUCAUCGGCCACGGUGAGAGCCCGCUCACCCCUUUUGAGUGGUGACCGAAGCCUCUCACGCGAAUCAGCCGCCGUUCAGACAGCCUUGGCCCCGGGGCACAUCCAGAUAUCCGAUCGGUGGACCGGUUCCAGUCUAGUUCAACUCUUAGCCGAGCCAUUUGCUCAAGUCCACUUGGGGACUUUUAAGACGUUCGAUUUUCGGCCGAGUCCGGGGACCGUGGUGUUGCUCUUGACGGAAGCCGAUUACGUGGGCAGUCCAGGACAGGCUUUCAAGCGCAAAGUAGCCAAGUUCUACGCGCAACGCGGCGCUUGUCAGGCCGUUGUCAUUUGCCAGCGGUCCGAGCUGACAUCUUUGGAGUUUCUCGCCGUCCAAGAGUUCGUAGUCAUCCAUUUGGGAUUGGCCCUCAUUCCCAUCAGCGAUCAAAAGGAGCUGCCCCAAUUCUUACACCAAUUGUCCGGGGUGCAGCGCAAAGCCAAUCCAUUUUUGUUGGGACGACAGCCGAGUCCGGCUUUUUCAGUCAAAGCCACACCGGGCCUGUCCGUCACCGUUCACAAGGAGCUCUUGACCACUCUAGCUACCAUACCCGGAUUAGGCCAGAAACGAGCUCGGGCCCUGUUGACCCAUUUCCGCACUUUGCUCGCCAUCUGUCAGGCUUCACCCCGUGAUUUGGCCCAAGUGGUGGGUCAGUCCCAAGCUUCAUCGGUGUACAACUUUGUCCACGCCAAACGCGCACCUAGCAAGUCAACCCGUUGAAAGAUGAUGGCUUUGAAUCAACUCCAAUCGGCGGUCAUCCAGCGAUCCCAGAUUGGCUUGCGCGCCUUCUCCACCACCACCACGGUCGAUCGAUGGCAUCGAAAUAAAGUGGCCAAUCGAAUGUUACGGAACCACGGUUAUGAGGACAACUUGCGCCGCACCGGCGCUCUGCCCCGACUUAGUAAUGACGACGACAAGCUAAAAGCUCAGCCCGUGUACACCCCUUACGAUCCUUUUGCACCCAAGCGAGCUCUCUGGGGACAGAAUGAUUACAUCGACAUCCUUGGCGAUGACAGUAUCCAUCCUGUGGACACCCAUUAUCACAUCCCGGAGUGGCUUCGGGGAUAUCGGUCUAACAUCUACGUGAAAUUCUUGAUUCGAAAGGUGAAUCACCUCGAAGAGUCAGGCAUGAAAUACGCCUUCCCUCACGACUGGAACGAAUUAGUACGUGAACGCGAUCGACUCCUCCACAAAGUCAAUCGCCAAUACAAUCAGAAAGGCUACACCAAUUACCGCGGCCUCAAAUAUGGAGAAAACAAGAACCACUACAAGACCAGAUAUCCUUUCUAACGUUUCCAAGGCACGUUACCUUGGUUUAAAUUCAAUAAUCUUCAUUUCAGUCUGUUAGCUUAACUAUCGAAUGUGUUUAAGUUCGUCAAUACACCUUGACUCACAUA